Messenger RNA from Vespula pensylvanica (western yellowjacket), 1220 nucleotides. Its product is annotated as V-type proton ATPase 21 kDa proteolipid subunit-like. Gene Ontology annotation, biological process: proton transmembrane transport. Gene Ontology annotation, cellular component: proton-transporting V-type ATPase, V0 domain. The transcript has 5 exons. NCBI's taxonomy places the organism in Eukaryota, Metazoa, Arthropoda, Insecta, Hymenoptera, Vespidae. Gene Ontology annotation, molecular function: proton-transporting ATPase activity, rotational mechanism. The record is from RefSeq and is a predicted model, not a curated record. Bases 178 to 819 code for a protein of 213 amino acids.
UUGGGCUACUACCAGUCACAUGAUAAUGGGUGUGUGUUGCGUGUCUGUGAAUAUAUCAAACUUGAAGUAUCUAUUUCUCUAAUAGAUAAACUACAAAUUAAUAUAAUUUCUUUGCAAAAUAUAUUAAUUAUCAUAUACAUAUUUAGUAAAGAAGAAGAUUCUAUUCAAAUUUAAAAAAUGGCUCAAAUGCGAAAUAUAUUAGGAAUCAUUUUUAUGAUUUUGAUUUCUAUUGCAACUAUAAUUUUAGUGUUAUAUCAUGUACUUACUGGUAAAGGAGAACGUGUCAGUAUUGCUUGGUUUUUGGAAGAAACAUCACCAUAUAUGUGGGCUACUUUAGGUAUUGGACAUGCAGUUGCAUUAUCUGUCGUUGGUGCAGCUCUAGGCAUUCAUACAACUGGAGUAUCUAUUAUUGGUGGAGGUGUAAAAGCACCUAGAAUAAAGACCAAAAAUUUAAUUUCUGUAAUAUUUUGUGAAGCAGUAGCUAUUUAUGGUUUGAUUACUGCUAUUGUAUUAUCUGGUAUGCUUGAAGAAUUUACUUAUGAAAAAGUAAAUGCAAUUGAAAAUUCUGACGUGAAAAGUCAGAAUUGGAUGGCAGGUUAUUUGAUGUUUGGAGCAGGACUUGCAGUAGGCCUUGUUAAUCUUUUUUGCGGCAUAGCUGUAGGUAUUGUUGGUUCUGGAGCAGCUUUAUCUGAUGCAGCAAACUCGGCACUUUUUGUUAAGAUUCUUAUAGUUGAAAUAUUUGGAUCAGCUAUAGGUCUUUUUGGAUUAAUUGUGGGUAUUUAUAUGACAUCAAAAGUGAAAAUGGGGAAUAAGGCAUAAAUGCAUUUAUUGAAACAAUCUGUGAACCAAUACAUUAUUAUUCAUCAUGUUUCAUUCCAUCUAUCAUCAUUGAACAAAUAAAUAUAGAAAGUAGAUUUCUUUAAUAUCAUUAAUAGGUAUUUCAUAUAUAGUACAUAUAAAAUUUAAUGUAACAUAGAUAUAAGACUAUUUGUAGACAAACCUUUGAAUGUUUGACAACUUCCUAUAUAUUGCUGAUUUUUUGGCAUUGUCACAUUCAUUAUUGUAAUUUAAAGUACUUUAUGAUAAUAAUUUAAGUUAUAAUACUUUAAUUGAUGUAUAAUUUAAUGUAUAUACAGUGCUUAUUUUCCAGUCACAUUUGUGUUCAUUAUAAUAACAAAUAUAAAUCAGAAAAUAUUUUUAAUUAUAUAAAAUUCUGUUUC